Molecule: messenger RNA, 1131 nt
Organism: Impatiens glandulifera
Lineage: Eukaryota; Viridiplantae; Streptophyta; Magnoliopsida; Ericales; Balsaminaceae
Product: GDSL esterase/lipase At1g71691-like
Exons: 5
Coding region: 1-1131 (376 amino acids)
Molecular function (GO): hydrolase activity, acting on ester bonds
Source: RefSeq, a predicted model, not a curated record
AUGGCUAAGUUCACUUCAUGGGUUCCCCUUUGGGUGGUGAGUAUGACGGUUAUGUUGUUCGUGUCGAGAGGGCAAGAAUCGAUCGGUGAUGGAGAUGAUAACGGGGUGAUUUUUGGGAAAAGUGGUGGUUCAGAAAUGGUUCCGGCAAUGUUUGUUUUCGGAGAUUCACUUCUCGACAAUGGAAACAAUAAUAAACUUCGGUCUUUCGCAAAAGCUAACUAUUAUCCUUAUGGUAUUGAUUUUGAAGACGGACCUACUGGUCGAUUUUCCAAUGGCUACACCAUGGUUGAUGAAAUUGCGGAGUUAUUAGGACUGCCGUUGAUUCCACCAUACUCAGGAACCUCCCCCGAUGACAUGCUUCACGGAGUCAAUUAUGCCUCCGCCGCUGCCGGAAUCCUCGACAUCACUGGUCGGAACUUCAUAGGGAGAAUUCCAUUCGACAAACAGAUAAACAACUUCGAGAAAACGUUAGAUCAGAUAACGGGAAAGAUGGAAGCAAUUAGUAUGGCAGAUGAGCUUUCUCGAUGCAUAUUUUUCGUGGGAAUGGGAAGCAACGACUAUCUUAACAAUUAUCUUAUGCCCAAUUACCCCACUCGCAAUAAGUACAAUGGACAACAAUAUUCCGAUUAUUUGGUUAAACAGUACUCUCGUCAACUCACCAGAUUGUACAGCUUGGGAGCGAGGAAGAUAGUACUAUCGGGUUUAGGAUUAAUGGGAUGCAUACCGAGCAUUCUAGCAAAGAGUCCGAUUGGGCAAUGUUCUGACGAUGUUAAUAAACUAGUCCUUCCAUUUAACGACAAUGUCAAGGCAAUGAUCAGCGAACUUGGCAUGAACCUUCCCGGUUCUCAAUUCUUAUACGUUGACAUUCACCGAAUAUUUCAAGACAUACUUACAAACUACAAAUCAUAUGGAUUUAGCGUCAUAGAUAGAGGGUGUUGCGGGAUUGGUAGGAACAAAGGACAAAUAACAUGCCUUCCGUUUCAAACUCCUUGUACAAACAGGAAAGAGUAUGUGUUUUGGGAUGCGUUUCACCCAACUGAUGCGGUUAAUGUUCUUAUAGGGAGAAAGGCAUUCUCCGGUAACAUGUCUGUCGUUUAUCCCAUGAACAUCCAGCAACUUGCGAUGAUCUAA